AUGGAAGCGGACUUCCAAUCGUCGCUGAAAACUAACGGUGCUGCGGGUACCACUGAAGACUUGACACAAGAACCUCUAUCGGAUCCGGACGAUGCUGAGAAUGGCGAAAAUCAUGAUCAUGAUGCGGAAAUGGCUGAUGUGACCUCGGCCAUUGAACAAGUCUCUACUCCACCUGCAUCUGUCGAUAAUCAAGCCGCCAAUUCCCAUAAAGAGAAAAAGAAGAAGAAAUCCAAGAAACACCACGAAGAUGUUCAAGAGGCUCAGAGUAUCGCCGAUCCCGAGCCAUCUUCACCAGCGAAGAGUCAGGAAGACAUGGACAAAAAGGCCCGGAAAGCGGCCAAAAAGGCGAAGAAAGAAAGGAAAAGGUUGGAAAGAGAACAAAAAGCGAGAGAACAAAAGGCGGAAGAAGAACGAAGUGCAGCGGAGAGUCAGCACCAGGACUCCCUCAACGGCACUCUUAUGGAUGAUGCGCAAACAAGCACUCCAUCUCAAAGUCGCAAAUCAACGAAACAUGCUCGUUCAGAAGAUGCAAGUGCCGACACCCCGAAGAAGUCCCUCAAGAAACACAAAAAGCAAAAGCGACAGGCAGGUUUUUAA
This is a messenger RNA of Penicillium chermesinum, 597 nucleotides long. RefSeq lists its product as uncharacterized. The record is from RefSeq and is a predicted model, not a curated record. Lineage: Eukaryota; Fungi; Ascomycota; Eurotiomycetes; Eurotiales; Aspergillaceae. Bases 1 to 597 code for a protein of 198 amino acids. The transcript is spliced from 2 exons.